This is a messenger RNA of Aspergillus ruber CBS 135680, 1436 nucleotides long. Its product is annotated as Mob1/phocein family protein. Gene Ontology annotation, molecular function: protein kinase activator activity. Bases 58 to 1017 code for a protein of 319 amino acids. The transcript has 4 exons. The record is from RefSeq and is a predicted model, not a curated record. Gene Ontology annotation, biological process: signal transduction; cell division; positive regulation of protein phosphorylation. Gene Ontology annotation, cellular component: cytoplasm; nucleus. NCBI's taxonomy places the organism in Eukaryota, Fungi, Ascomycota, Eurotiomycetes, Eurotiales, Aspergillaceae.
UUUUUUUUUUUCUUGAGAUCAUUGUCUUGCCCGUCCUCAGGAAUUGAGUGGUUUAAAAUGGCGACCUUUUUCCAAAGUGUUCGUCAAGGGUUUGGCAGAGGUAACAACAAGAACAACAAUAAUAAUAACACCACCAACAACAACGCGGCCCCCAAGUCUCCCGCUCCAUUGCCUGUCGCUCAAACUCCCCAAAUCUCGCCUGCUCCCAACUCUCCGUCUCUCGGUUCGCCGCUGCCAAUGGACAGCCCCGCCGCAUACGAUCCCGACGCACCCAAAUAUUUCUUUCAGGAGAAGUACGCCCCUCUGAACGUAAGGGGUAACUUUUUGACUCUCUGUGCCUGUCCAAAGAAUGUGGAGCUGGGAGAAUGGUUGGCCCAUCAGAUUGUCGAGCAGUACCGUCUGCUUCAUGCGAUGCUGCAGGUUAUCCAAGAGGUCAAUGGAGUCACUGGUCUUCCUAUUUGCAAUGAGGCCACCUGCCCAACCAUGUCUGCAGGACGAUUGACUUACACGUGGCUUGUGGAUGGUCGUGCCGCGAAGAUCUCGGCUCCCAAGUUCAUCAACCGUGUUGAAAAGUGGAUCAUCAGUAAAAUUCAUGACCCCGUCAUGUUCCCAACCGACAAGGUGGCUAAUGCCCCAGAUACCUUUGCCGUCAAUGAGGCCUCCGGGGCUGCUCCAUCCAACCCUCCAGCGAAUGCUACUGCAGAGGAGUGGAUUGGCAAGUCCAGUGGUUUCCCGCCAACUUUCUACAAAGACUGUCAGGGUAUCAUGAAACAGAUGUUCCGUUGCUACGCCCAUCUCUACCAUGCUCACUGGCUGAACCCCUUCUGGCAUAUCAACAAACAUGACAUUCUUAACAUGGCGUUCGUUCAUUUUGUGACUGUCGCCAAGUACUAUAAGCUCGUUUCCGACAAGGAGAUGGAGCCCAUGCAGCCCCUUAUCGACUUGUUUAUCAAGCAACAGCGCAUUCCGCCAGAGGCAGUCGGGGGCGGACACUGGGCGCAACAAACAUCUAGCUGAGCUAGAAAGUACACUCGUGACAUGGCUGCUUCAAGGCCUUCUUCACUCGCUUUUCGGUGACGAUUAAUUGUCUUCUAACCUGGUGUUGGAAACUUGUUUAUCUCAAUUUCUACGCAGUACAGUUUUGGCUUUUUGUUUAUGGGCCAUCUUUAACGAUAUGGGCAGAUCAACGCAGUGGACGGUACGCCCAUCGGAUCAAGACAUUGGAGCAUAUGGUAUAUUAGCAGAUAUCCUUGUUUUUUGUUGUUGGUUUACUUGUCUCCAUAUAUUCCUGCAUGUAUGCUUGAAUUAGUUUUUGAGAUCAGGGUUGCAUGUUUUUCGUCAUUAUCUACAUCUAGGCAUGAUUGUGUUCUUCAGCCUAGUCAGAUACAUAGUGCAUAGCCUUAUGGCGAAGGUUCUUCGUUGGAUGGAAGCUCUGU